UUUGCUCCCAAAUUAUCAUUUGUGAACACGUCCAAACAUGCAGACACGAAUAACUGCUCGGCAUUCACAUUUAAGGUCAAGCCGGAUUUAUGUGUAUAUGUGGAUACAACAUCCCACGGCUGCGACAUUUCCAAAUUCGAAAUCGAUAUCAAAUUCAAAUGGAAUGACAGGCAUGAUGCAUUCGUCAAACGUCCUGGAGUCGAUAAAUCAAUUGUAUCUCAGACUGACAAUGCCUUCGAUACAUUGGGUCAAAUAAUGAGCUAUGCUGCUGCUCAGCUGGCCGCUCAAUAUCGUACCCACGCAUUCUCCGUCCUUAUUAUCUGUAAUCGUGCUCGCCUCAUCAGAUGGGAUAGGGAGGGAGCUAUUGUCACAAACACCUUCAAUUACCAUCAUGAGCCAUACUUGGCCGAUUUCUUCUAUCGUUUCGGAUGA
Molecule: messenger RNA, 432 nt
Organism: Suillus discolor
Lineage: Eukaryota; Fungi; Basidiomycota; Agaricomycetes; Boletales; Suillaceae
Exons: 1
Source: RefSeq, a predicted model, not a curated record